UAUGCACGCAUAUACGUUCUUUUGUUGUCGAAUAACAAGCAAAAGAAAUGUCAAUAUGCCGCGACAGCAACAGCACUCUCAUAAAAUCAUUCAAAUCAUGAUGGUUGGCAUGUGAUAAAGUAGGUAAAUUCUUGUCAAAAUGAAGAACAAACCGAAAUUUCAAUUCCAUUUACAUAUUUUUCGCAUUUUCGACUGCAAUUCGGAACAAAAGCAACAACAACAAUAAAAUAUUCAAACUAAUUUUAAAAUGCAAAAACGGCGUUGUUAUUUGUAGAGAGCAUAUAAAUAUAGUGUCAACACAUAGUGAAACAAAAAAAAACCGGAGAGAAAAAUUACGAGAUGGAAAAGGAGUGUAUGAGAGAGAGAUAGAACAUAGAAAGAGGCUAACUUUAUUUAUAAUUAAGAUAUUAUUAUGAUCACAGCGAUUCUUCUAAAUUGUGGAAUGCAUUGUUUGCAAUCAAAUCUGAAAUUUAUUCAAUGCAAUGAGACAGCAGUUAUUCCACAAGAUCAUUUAAAUUGCCAUAUUUAUUACCACAAGCUACACACAUUCAGGAUGGGCAGCCAAUCAAAUGUUGCAGCAAAUAGUGUAGAAUAGAAACGAAAAGCGUGUGUCGUAAAGCUGGUGGAUACUAAAAUUAAGUGUAAAUUUAAGUGUGUGAAUAAAUGACAGAGAAUUAAUUUUAAAAUUUUAUAACGAACAAAAAUUAUUGAAAAUGAACCCAAAUAAAUAAACACUUCCAACGUAAUACCUUUAAACAUUAUUUUUGAAAAAAAAAAAACCAAUUCAAAUUGGCAGUAAAUUUCUGUUCUAAUUUUGAAGUACAACAUUUCAACAAAGAAGAAGAAUUUAAAAGAAGAAGGAAAAAACAAAAUAAUCCAAAUUUGGUAUAACGAGUAUGUGUGUUACGAGAAUAAGAGCGCUCGAGUUCCAAUUUUUUUUUACUCACACUGACCAUAUGAACAACUCGUUAAAGUGAAUUAAAUAAGAAAGCAAAAAAAAAAAAACAACGACAACAGUAAACGAGAAAUAAACUGCUGAUCGUCCGUGCAGAAGUAAACACAUAUUCUGGACUCGUGCUGCAUUUCAUUGGUUGAGAGCCACAUGUCGAGAAAGCACCAAAUCUUGGUUUCACAAUCCAGGACCUUCAUCAUCGGAACAUUUUUCGCCUGAAAUGAACGCAGUUUUUCGGACGAGAAAACAAGACUUUAAAUAAUAGAUAAAAAAACACAAAGAGUGGUGUGCGAAAAAAACAAGCAAACAAAAUCAUAGUGAAUAACGGGCAUAGCGAAUUGAAAACAAAAUUGUAUUUACAUGUGUAUCACAAAAUUUGUGUUUAUUUGAAAAGCCAUCGUUGUUUGUAUUGGAUGGAAACGAUUGAACAUUACGUGCUAUCUACGUGCUAUUUAUUCACGACAAAGUCAAUGACGACAACAAACCCAAACGCGCUACGAAAAACGCAACGGCAAAGUGACAAAAAAUACCAAUAUAAGCCAGUUGUACAUUGGCAAACGAACAAACAAAAAGCAUAGCACAACCAAAACAAUCCACAAUCAAUUUAAAAUGGCUCUAUCACUUGAUAUAAACCAAACAAUUACCGAUAUCAUAAUAAAUGGAACAAAUUUAACGACCAAUGAAACUGAAUUUAAUUCAAUAGCUACAACACUAUCGUCGACCGAUACAAAUGUUGACAUUGUACUGUUAUACGGACCCAAACGAGAUCCAUUGUAUAUUGUCAUUCCCAUCACAUUUGUUUACAUGGUAAUUUUCGUGACUGGUGUCGUUGGCAACAUAUCCACCUGUAUAGUGAUUGCAAAGAAUAAAUCGAUGCACACAGCAACAAAUUACUAUCUCUUUAGUUUGGCCAUAUCCGAUUUUCUGCUGUUAGUUUCUGGUGUGCCACAAGAAGUUUACUCGAUUUGGUUUCGAUACCCAUAUGUAUUUGGUGAGGUGUUUUGUGUGUUACGUGGUUUAAUGGCUGAAACAGCUGCCAAUGCAACUGUAUUAACAAUCACAUCAUUUACUGUCGAACGAUAUUUGGCAAUAUGCCACCCAUUUUUACAACAUACAAUGUCAAAAUUGAGUCGUGCUGUGAAAAUUAUCAUUGGAAUAUGGAUCUUAUCAAUUUCACUGGCCAUUCCACAAGCUUUACAAUUUGGUGUUAUGACCGACGUAAAUAACAUCGAUCAUUGUACAAUAAAGCGUGUCAUUGUCAAACAUGCAUUCGAACUAUCAACUGUUUUAUUUUUCUUAGCGCCAAUGACAUUAAUUACGGUUUUGUACAUAUUAAUUGGAUUGAAAUUGCGCACAUCGGGUCUAAUGAAACGUGAAAAUGGCGUAUCGAUGCAACGGCGCGUUCAUGUAAAUUCAUGUCAUCGGCAACAGGCGAGCGUCGGAACCAGAAGAGUUCUCAAAAUGCUGGUGGCUGUUGUAGUUGCGUUCUUCUUUUGUUGGGCACCAUUUCAUGCACAGCGGCUGGUUGCUUUUUAUGGUAACAAUCAGCUUUUCAUUUACGCUAUUGCUACAUACGUUUCAGGAGUAUUAUACUAUUUAUCGACAUGCAUAAAUCCACUGCUGUACAAUAUUAUGAGCAAUAAAUUUCGUGAAGCAUUCAAGGAGACGCUGGCGAACUUCUGCCAAUUAUCGACGAGAGGCAGUAACGAGAAGCGUGCCUACCGAAUAUUGUCGCGCAGCCAGCGAAGAUGGAAUAGCAAUCAAGAAUCAGGAAACUAUUCUGGUAGCUCAAUCCGAGACGAAAGUAUGCACUCAACCCUUACUCAAAAACAAUCGAUCGAUUCGAUGACCUCACGAUGUCACUCAUUCAAAAAUCAAUCAUCGAAUCAAUUUAAACUAAAAACGAAUUUCAAAUGUAAACAUAAUGCCAUAAAUCAAUCGCAAAAUUGUGUCGAAUUGCCGAUUGAUCAUAUUGAAAAUGCAACGAAUGAGAAUAUUAUCUACAAACAUCGAAAUACCAAUAAAACCAACACCAUAAAACAAGAGCACAAUUUAUGCUCGAGCCCGGAAAUAAAUGCAAACAAUACAUUCAAUUAUGUAAAUGGUACGGUGUCACCAAUGCCGGGCAUGCAUCACAUUCAAUCAAGCGAAAUGUUAUCAAUGGCAUCAAACGUUGAAGCAAACAAUAAAAAAAUUCGCCUAACCAUUACACCAAUGAAUAUGACAAAGUCACGACGCAACAAACAUUUAUGCUACAACAAAUUCAGACGGUCAACAACACAGCCAAUUUUACGUUCAUGGUUCAGUUGGUUUCGUCCAAAACGAAAUGCAGCUUUCUAUAGUCCACCGCUUGAGCAUCCUAUCAAAGGAAUCAAAAUUAAUAUACACACAAAUGACAAUCCAAAUGGUUGCAGCAUGGAUGGCAUUCAAGCAACUGUCAAUGUUGAUUCAAUGUCGUCAUCAAAUGAUGAAGAAAUCAGUAAUAGCAGCUUACAAAAUGUUGACCGUGACGCACUAAAAGACGAAUUGGCCGCUUACAUGGACGAAAUACGAGCCAGAGAAAAAAGAUAACAACCAAAGCAACGCGACAACGACUAUUAUGGAAAUACAUCAUCAGCAUUUUAGCUAUAAAUUAUCUCAAAUAAAUGAGAACGUAAACAUUUGGUGCGUGAUUUAUGUUUAAUGUGAAAAUCACAUUAAAAUUAACUUGGUGAUAAAUUAAUAUUCAUAAAUGCAAUGUAUUUGAAUGGCCACCUGACUCAACUUUAUACUUGUAUAUAGCAUAUAUCUAUAUACAUAUAUAGAUUUCUUUUCCGGCGCUUUGUGCAUUUUUUGUUCUUGUUGUUGUUGUUGCUGGUCUAUCGAAGUAAAAUUAUAGAUUAACCACACAUUCAACUAUAUACGAAUAUCUCUACUGGAUAUGUAUGUGAAUUGAGCGCAUUGUUUGCGCUUAUUUCAUCAGAAGAUUCUUCUUCUUUUUAGCAAGUAGUUAUGCUUGCAGGUAGUCAAAUCAGUCUUCAUGCAUAAUUUAAUAAUUUAAGAGCUGAAAAGAGAGAGAGAGAGAUAACAAAAAUAAAUGAAAUAAAACUGUGAUAGAGUUAAGAAAGUUGUGACAUAAUCUUGUGGUCAAGUAAAAGCGUGCAAUUUUACUUAUCGUUUUGAAUCAUGGAUAGAAACAUUGAAGCACACGGAUACAUAUAUAUAUUUAUAAAAACUUAGCCAAUAGCUAGGAUAGAUAGACAGACAGAAAACAGAGAGUAGUUUCAUACGAAACUAAGCUCAUUCUUUUUUAAAUGUAAAAUUGUACAGUUCUAACAAUUUUGAACUUAACUGAAAUAACAAUGGUUUUCAAUAAAAUUCACUCUAAAUAUUACAUAAAUGUAUCUACCAUCUAAUGGUAUUACUGUUAUAGCAUAUCUUUUGGAUAUAAAGAAAAACUGCGGUCGGUACUUAGUGCGGAUGGAACAAAGUGAAAAUGCAAGUAGUGCUAUUUUCACGGUCUGUGGCACAUGCCACAUAUUUCGUCGAACACAACAUUCUUGGAUUUGUGAUGGCUCCCAUGGUAUAUAGUUAAUAUACUGAAUAUGAAUAAAAUUGUUUGUUUUGGAAAAUGUUCACAAGAGAAACGAUAGACCGAAACACCAAUUGAAUGGCUGAGAAUAAUUAUAUUCUCCAAUUAUCCUUUAAGAAAAUACUGACAUUGAGUUGAAAUAAAUGAGAUAUUAGUAAGUAUUAUAGAAUGACACUUAAUUUGGCUGCUGCAUGGCAACUUUGUAUGAAACUUCCAUGUGAUAGCAAAAAUUUGCUGAAGUAAUCUCGUUCAAGUAUCAGAUUUAUUUUCAACGCGAGUCAGUGUCUCAUUUAUUUUAUCUCAAUGUCUUGUAUAAGUAUUCUUUUUUAAAACGAUAAUUGGAGAUCAUAAUUAUUCUUACCCAUUCAAUUGUUAAACGUUUGAUCACUGUGCUGUGAAAGCAUACCACAACGAUGAUAAUGAUAAAUCAUACAUAUUUUAUUCGUUUCAUUGUUCGCAUUUUGGGUCCUAUAGGAAAAUAUAUUUUGCCAAAACAUUGUUUGCAAAAGAAUGUUCAAAAGUAAUUAAGACGCGCGUUGCGACCAAUGCCAAGAGAAUAAAUUAAAAUUGAUUUUAAGCGCACGGCGGAGUAAUUUUGACACGAUUCGAAUGCGGGCAUUGAAGGCGUUAAUAUGCGCGUGUACUUCAAAAUUCGAAUGAGAUAAGUGAAUGUACCAUGCCGUCAUGCUCAAUUGUAAAAUAUGUUUUUUUUUCUUGCGAAACGGCAUAAAAUGUGUUGUGCUGCGUAAAAUAUGCUGUUGCUGUCGCUGUCACUGUUGUUUAUCGAGAUUAAAAGGCGAUUUUGUUUAUCAGGUGCGCGUAACCAGUGUGCUUAAAUUCAAAUUUAGCAUUUAAAAACAGAUGAAAGAGAAGAAAAACAUGGUAUAAAUGUUGAUAUUGUUGUUUCUACGUUUAAUGGACGAAUUUUCUGGAGAUAUUUAUAAAAAAAAAAAAACAAAAAAAGUAACAAAUAUGAAAGAUUUUUGAUGAAUAUUUUAACUCAAUGGAUUAAUGCAAUUGCAUUAGUAGUUGUCUCCUUAGGUGAAAAACUACAAAAUUGCCAUUUGUUUUUUAAAAUUCAAUAAAGAAACAAAAAAAAAACCUGAGGAAAAAAUAAAGAAACACCUACGAUAAUGUAAGAAAUAUAGAAUUUACAAACAAUUCUGAAUUGAUUGUUCACUGUUAUGCAUUAGGUUUCUAGUUUUAUUGUAGGUUUCGAAAUAAGUAUGUAUCAUAUUAACAAAAGAAAUGAUGCAAUUAAAUUCAAUUAUUUUUUUCAUAAA
This is a messenger RNA of Contarinia nasturtii (swede midge), 5806 nucleotides long. RefSeq names its product pyrokinin-1 receptor-like. Gene Ontology annotation, molecular function: neuromedin U receptor activity. NCBI's taxonomy places the organism in Eukaryota, Metazoa, Arthropoda, Insecta, Diptera, Cecidomyiidae. The transcript has 7 exons. Gene Ontology annotation, biological process: neuropeptide signaling pathway. Bases 1562 to 3523 code for a protein of 653 amino acids. Gene Ontology annotation, cellular component: plasma membrane. The record is from RefSeq and is a predicted model, not a curated record.